This is a messenger RNA of Drosophila bipectinata, 1372 nucleotides long. RefSeq lists its product as uncharacterized. The record is from RefSeq and is a predicted model, not a curated record. Gene Ontology annotation, cellular component: mitochondrion. NCBI's taxonomy places the organism in Eukaryota, Metazoa, Arthropoda, Insecta, Diptera, Drosophilidae.
GCAGUUCACCAGCUCUAAUAUCAGCCCCGGUUAUAUUAUUUUUGGUUAUAUUUUUAUGAAUUAAAACAAGCACAAUGUUGCGAUCGAGGAUCUCAUGCGCCCUACCCACGAGGCGGUUGAUGUCUUACUUGUCGCCGGAAUUCAAUAAGCUGGCAAACGAGGGCCCUAAGUUAUCCGCUGUUAGCCAUGUUGCUGCCAAUAUGGAUUUGGACCUCUUCGUCAAUCCGGACAACCGUCCAAUGGAUCUGGUCGACAGGCUAGCGAAGCUAAGGAGCCAAAAGGAAGCUAGUUUGGUGCCCCUCUUUCCAAGUGUUUUGGUCAAACAGCUGCUAGACUCCACCAAUCCCCAAGAAGCGAUAUCAGUGUUACGUAGUCCAACACAGUACGGCCUGUUUGUUGACCAGUUUUCCGGCUGCUUCUUAAUGGAUGUCCUGCUACACAAUGGCAAUGCUGUGGAAGCAGCUCAAGUGGCUGCUAUUCUCGUGGAAAGGGGCUUAUGCAACAACGAGCUGGUCGAGGCGCUGGCCCUCCAGUCAUUCUAUAGUUUUGCAAAAGACUUCAAGCCCGUCGUUUCAGAGCAGCAGGAAAAGCCCGCUCCCAAAAAAAGCGAUGUGGAAAAAGUCCGUGUAAAAUUCAUCCGCAACUACCACGAGGAUCCCAGCGAAAACACCGAAGAAAAAAAACUGGGGCGGGCUAUGGUUAAAAUUGGUUCCGGUGAAGGGUCCUUGAAAGAGCUUGAACAAAACAUUGCCCUUCUUGGCUAUGUAGUAUCCGGACAGCUGACCGAAGCUUCCGCAUUUCUUGAAAAAAACAAACUAGCUUUUUAUAAGGACACUCUUUCUGCAGCACAAAAUGCAUUGGAAGGUUUGAAGCUGGAAGGAGCGGAGGAACUUACCAAGUCGCUGCAGGAAGCCGUUGAAAAAUCUACGAAAACCAAUGCUAUCGUAGAAUUGCUGGAAAACAGCGUCAAAAGCAGUGCCCAAAAGUUCGAACCAAAACUGCUGGCCGACUACGGCGAUUCCUACCAAAAGUGGGCGACAGAGUUUGAAAAAGCCGUAAGUAUAAAGACCGAGGAACGAAGCCUGGAGGCGCGAAAGGAUAACAUUAACAAGACCUUAAGCGAGCUGGAACUGAGACGUCAAAACCUGUGGUAUUUCGAGAACAAGGACGACAUAGACAUCCAGAUCUACAAAAAGAAGGUGUACUAUCCAAAGCGCUGGUUCGGCAAAAAGAAGAAGCCAAAGGCAGUCGACACGUUCUAUGUCCCUCCAAAUAUCACGCACAACGCAUAACAUUUGACCCCCUUUGGCCAAAACAAGUUAGAUCCAAUUGUUUUUAAGCUUUAAUUAAACUACUGGAGAGUUAAUCCAAA